AUGAAAAUAAGUCCAGUUUUUUUGAUUAUAUCCCAUUUGGCUGUCAUUAUUUGUAAUUUUAAUGAAGAUUUCAAGCAUAUAGAACUAACAGCAUCAGCAAUUGCAGAAGUAUGUGAAAAAUUCCUCAUCAAUCAAUCGAUAGAGUUCGACAUCAUUAUUUAUGGAAGGCGCAGUAGUCAAAUUAAUGGAAUAGUUGAUGGAUUGCUGAGUAGAAUUGGAAGUAAGACAGCCAUAAACCUUAAAUAUAUUGAGAAUCGCGAUUCGUGGCACCAUGAAAUGAGAAAGUCAGCAAUUUUAUUCUUCAGUGACGAGCUGGACGUCUGGAAGUUCACAAAACUUUCGAAAUUGUCAAACAUUUUUCCAACGCAAUUUAAAUUUUUUAUUUAUUCCAAAAAUUUUCUAAGUUCCUACUCAGUUUUGAGGAAGUACAACAAAGACAUCACAACAGUGCAGUCUCAUCAAUACUUUUUGAUGGACAUUCCAGAAUAUCUUAUGCUGCUCACUAUUGAACAUUUUAAUGAUGGAAUCUGUAACGAGCCAGUCAUGACCACCAUCAAUAGCUUCAAUAUAGCCACAGAAAGUUGGAACAAAAAUUUGGAAAAUUAUGAAAAAUUCAAAAACUUUUAUGGCUGUCAAUUUGAAGUUUUUGAUGUAUUUGGGCAGUUUUUGUACCGCAAAGAGAAAAUUUCUGAAACUUCAGACUGUGUUAAGUCUGGAUUUAGCAACUGUAGCUCGCUAAUACUUAAAGAAUCCGGUGAUCCGAACUUACAAGGCAUUGCUGUCGACCUUUUUAAAAUGAUGUCUAAAAUUGGCAAUUUCACUUUGAAUUUUCAAUUUUUAACUGGCGAUUUUGAUAGUUUUGGAAGUGACGUCAACCCAGCAUUGAGAAUCCAUUUCGGACCUCUCAGUUUGGCUUCUAAUUCUGAAGUAUUUCCGACAAGUUUGAUUGAUAAUGGAUACUUUCUGUUAGCAUCGACGCCGAGUGAGUUUUAUACAAAUUAUGAGAAGAUGUGGCUUCCAUUUGAUGACGUCACUUGGAUCCUCCUGCUUUUCACAUUCGUAGCUGCCUUCACCGUCAUUUUUAUUGUGAAAUUAAUGGACAUAGAUGUCCGGAAUGCAGUUCUUGGAAGAGAAAUUACAACGCCAAGUUGGAAUAUUAUUCACAUUUUCUUUGGAAUUUCACAUUUAAAGCUUCCAAUGGCUUCAAUUCCUCGAUUCAUUCUCAUGCUGUUGAUUCUGUUUUGUCUUAUUUUUCGGACUUGUUAUCAAAGCAAGUUUUUUGAGUUUAUGACAUCGGAUAUGAGAAAGCCACCUCCGAAAACUAUUGACGAUUUGAUUUUUAGAAAUUACACUUUUGUGACUUGCUCGGAGGGUCAUAAGGUAGCUCUGGAAGACAUUGUAAAGGAUCAGAGAAUAACUACAAAAGAUGAGCCAAACUGUGUCCACUUAUAUUGCGACAACUUCAACAAAGUCAGCAUGAAGCUAGCAUUUUUCAUCGAAGGCAUUCAGUUCACAACAUUCAAUUCCUUCUGUCAACGUUCAGCACACAAAUUAGACAACUUUCAUAAAAGCUUGGACAUUUUGGCACUUUUUACCCAUCGAAAUAGUUUCAUUUAUGAAUUAUUAAAUGAAGUUUUGGACAAAACAAUUUCAACCGGAAUUCCUCAAUACAUAAUGAAGUUCCAUGACUCAGCAAUUUAUAAAAAGUAUGAGCCUAUUGUUGAUAACAGACCGAAGGUGUUGACACUCGAUGAUUUAAGUUUUGGUUUUAUUUUGUGGCUUGAAUUUGAUGUAAUUCUUUAUGGCGAUGAGACAGAUAACCUUCGUGACAUUAUUGGACUAUUUUUAAGCUACGUCAGCAAUAAAGGUCUCACAAACGUUCAACAUGUUAAAGACACGGACCAGUGGCAUCACAAAUUAAUAAAGUCGGCCAUUUUGUUUUUCAAAAAUGAACAUUUUGUAUUAAAAUUCAACACUUAUGCACAGCUGGACAAUGAAUUUUACAUCACAUUAAAGUUCCUGAUUUUUUCAGAAGAAGUGCUGCAAAAUGAGCCAGCCCAACGGACGUACUUUGAUGACUCAGCAUUAAUCGCGUCACAUGCGUUCAUUUUUGCUAAUCUAAAAUAUGCAAUUGAACUUUUUAUGUAUGAGAACUUUGAGGAAGGCAAUUGCAACAUUGCCAAGCGAGUUCAUCUGAAUACAUACUUUAAAUAUCCAGGAAGAUGGGAAAGAAAGCUCAACAAUUAUGCAAAAUUCAGAAAUUUUAACAAAUGCACAAUAAGAAUCACUGAGCCAUUUGGCAUCUUUUUGUACUUAAAAGACAAAAACGUGGAAGUUCUAAAAUGCUUUGCGACAACAGCUGAAAACUGCUCAUUUUACAUGACUUAUUAUGGCACUAAGUAUGGACUGCAAGGCUUCAUUAUUGACUUAUUUGACAUUGUCUCAAAAUAUGCAAAUUUUACUCCGUUUUAUCAACUUUAUGUCUAUAACAUUACUGGACCUGAUUAUAAUCGAGUCUAUCCAAGAAUAAUGAUGAACUUAAAUACUUUUGGGAACGCAACUAAUCCAAGACUUUUUGACACGCCACUGCUGCUAAGUGGUGAGUACAUGUUUGCAGUCAGUCCAUCAGACUUUUAUACAAACUUUGAGAAGCUGUGGCUGCCAUUUGAUGACAUCACAUGGACAUUGUUACUGCUUACAUUUGUUGUUGCUUUUACUAUCAUUGCUGUGGUUAAAUGUACACCGAAAUUCUUUAGAAAUGCAGUUUUUGGACAUGAAAUUCAAACUCCAGCACUUAAUGUCUUUCACAUUUUCUUUGGAAUUUCACAAAUGAAGCUUCCAGUUGGAUCAAAUCCACGCUUCAUUCUCAUCUUGUUUAUUGCAUUCUGUCUUAUUUUUCGGACCUGCUAUCAAAGUAAAUCAUUUGAGUUUUUAACGACUGAUAUGAGAAAGCCACCGCCAAAUACAGUCGAGGACUUGAUUGUUGAUGAUUAUACAGUUUAUGUCUGUGACAGUGGACAUGAUGUGAAGUAUUGCGAAAGUUUAGGAAAUUCAAAGGACAAGGCUGCAUUUUUCAUCGAAGACAUUCAAUAUUCAGUUUUUAAUUACAUUUGCGGUGGAGCUGCUAUAAGGAUGAGAGACUUUCGGCUAGAAAUUCCAAUGACAGCAAUGUUCAUUAUGUACAAUAGCUUUUUGUAUGAGUUCAUUAAUGACAUUUUAUGGAAAUUAAUUCCAGCUGGAAUUCCACAACAUUUGAUUGAUUAUCAUGCAUUAAACCUACACAAGAAGUAUGAACCGUUCAGUGAUCUAAGUCCAAAAGUUUUGAAACUUGCUGAUUUGAGUUUUGGAUUUGUUUUGUGGGCAGUUGCUUGCGGAUUUUCAGUUGUUGGAUUUAUAUUCGAAUAUUUUCAAAUUCAAUUUCAAAAGUACUCGACAAAUUUGAUCGGAUUAUGGAUUUUUAUCAGAGUUUUGCUGUUGAGGCUACGAGUUGUUGUCAUGUAG
Chironomus riparius is the source of this 3501-nucleotide messenger RNA. NCBI's taxonomy places the organism in Eukaryota, Metazoa, Arthropoda, Insecta, Diptera, Chironomidae. The record is from the annotation of a GenBank genome assembly.